This is a messenger RNA of Ctenocephalides felis (cat flea), 2180 nucleotides long. RefSeq names its product spastin (gene spas). Lineage: Eukaryota; Metazoa; Arthropoda; Insecta; Siphonaptera; Pulicidae. Gene Ontology annotation, molecular function: ATP binding; microtubule severing ATPase activity; ATP hydrolysis activity. Gene Ontology annotation, cellular component: microtubule cytoskeleton. The transcript has 10 exons. Bases 142 to 1971 code for a protein of 609 amino acids. The record is from RefSeq and is a predicted model, not a curated record.
AAUCAACAAACUCGAAAUAUUAAUCAGUUUCUAAUUAUUGCUUUACAUCUGUAUUAUUUUAUUUGUUGAAUGGACAUUGAUCAUUCAUAAAAUAAAUUGAACAUUAAUAUAAUUAAUUCAAUCAUAUAAUUGUUUAAUUAUAUGGUUGAAAACGGUUGUCAUGAACAUCAAAUGGUACGUAAGAACCAAGCAGGAAAGUCGCCUAAUAAAAAUUCACGCAAGAAUGAUGUCGCGGAUUCGUUUAAAGUGAUAAGAGCCGAUUCUGACGCUCAACCAUCCGUGCACAAAAGAAAUUUAUAUAUAGUUUCCUUUCCCGUAAUAUUUUUGUUUAAUAUUCUUAGAUUAGUAUUAUAUGAACUGUAUGUGAUUCUUAAGUUUAUAUAUACAAAUUCAACGCAGUUUGUUUAUAAGUCAAAAAAUAAAUGUGACUCUCAUGAAUUUGAAGUGAUUGUUAAUGACAAUACUGUUAUUGAACAAAAACACUUGGACGAAAUGGCUACAAGUCACAAGAACACAUUGACUGCUCCGGGGCCAGGGGAUCCACUACUUGCAAAGCAGAAGCAUCAUCAUCGUAGAGCUUUUGAAUAUAUUUCUAAAGCAUUGAAAAUUGAUGAAGAAAAUGAAGGCCAGAAAGAGUUAGCUAUUGAGUUGUAUCGCAAAGGUAUUGCUGAACUGGAACGUGGCAUUGCUGUUGAAUGUUGGGGAGGCCAAGGUGAAAUAUGGGAAAGAGCUCAAAGGUUGCACGAGAAAAUGAAAACUAACUUGAGCAUGGCACAAGAUCGAUUACAAAUUUUAGCUACGGGUCGUAAGCUCUGCAUCGGAUCACGAAAGCCAGCAAAUGGAUCAUGCCAAUCUCUGGGUAAAUCACAGACAUUGCCUAGAAAUAUGGGCGCUUCUAGCAGAUUACAAAAUUCCCGUAGCCACGCUAGUAAACCCAAUGCUACGCCUCCUGCAAUGAAGAAGCAAUUGUCGGUAUCUAGUAAUGGAUCACCAAGUCGUCGUAAUAGUCAAAUGUCAUCUUCUCGUGCAAAUAAUUCUCAACCUCGUAUUACAGUUAGAGGAGUGGAGCCCAAACUUGUACAGGUCAUUUUGGAUGAGAUUGUUGAAGGUGGAGCACGUGUUGAAUGGGCUGACAUUGCUGGACAAGAGGUUGCAAAACAAGCUUUGCAAGAAAUGGUUAUCUUACCGUCUCUACGGCCUGAAUUAUUUACUGGUCUACGAUCACCAGCCACCGGUUUAUUGUUAUUUGGACCUCCUGGAAAUGGUAAAACAUUACUUGCCAGAGCCGUCGCUACUGAAUGUUCUGCGACAUUUUUGAGCGUGAGUGCAGCGACAUUGACAAGCAAAUACGUUGGAGAUGGCGAAAAGCUUGUACGUGCUUUAUUUGCGGUUGCGCGAGAAUUAGAGCCAUCGAUUAUAUUUAUUGAUGAAGUGGAUUCCUUGCUGAGUGAACGAAGUAUAGGUGAACAUGAAGCAUCCCGCAGACUAAAGACUGAAUUUUUAGUCGAGUUUGACGGCUUACUUUCAGGCAGAUCAUUGGACUCAAGCGGAAGUAGAGUUAUUGUCAUGGCCGCUACAAACAGACCUCAAGAAUUGGACGAAGCUGCUUUACGGAGAUUUACUAAGCGGGUUUAUGUAUGUUUGCCAAACGCUCUCACUCGUUAUGCUUUGCUAGAGCGAUUACUAGCGAAACAGGGUUCUCCAUUAGAUACUGACCAAUUACGCAGGUUAGCUGAAAUGACCGAUGGCUACUCUGGUAGUGAUCUAACUGCUUUAGCAAAGGAUGCAGCUUUGGGUCCUAUUAGAGAAUUGAAUCUUGAUGAGGUUAGGCGUUUGCAUCCUGGUGCUGUUCGAAACAUCACGAUAAACGACUUUCUGGAAUCAGUGAAACGUAUCCGCAAAUCCGUUGCAUCGAAUAGCAUUUAUAGAUAUGAGAAGUGGUCCCAAGAAUAUGGAGACGUUAGUUUGUGAUCACUAAAAAUCUAAUUUAUACCAUUUUAUUCUUUUUUAAAAAUUAAUAUGUUAAUGAAUUAAGUUAUUUUUUUGUGAUUAUUUGCGGUGUUCAUUUUUUUGUGAUUACUUGAGUGUGAUUAAUUGCGGAGAGAGUAUCUCCAGGAGAACUUAAAUACUAUUGUGAAAAGAGCUAUACAACCUGCCGAUUCUCGACAUUGGGUUUUCAA